Messenger RNA from Racocetra persica, 147 nucleotides. The record is from the annotation of a GenBank genome assembly. NCBI's taxonomy places the organism in Eukaryota, Fungi, Glomeromycota, Glomeromycetes, Diversisporales, Gigasporaceae.
AUGUAUAAUAUUCAACCACCAUUUUCAACGAUGCGUUGGACACCUUUUCGCAACAGCGAAGAAUACAACAAGAACGACGAAAUCAGGGCUAUCGAUUAUUUGCAAUUUACGAAAGUAAUCGAUUACGAUCCAAUUUUCGAAAGACAA